Dreissena polymorpha is the source of this 2165-nucleotide messenger RNA. RefSeq names its product sodium-dependent multivitamin transporter-like. NCBI's taxonomy places the organism in Eukaryota, Metazoa, Mollusca, Bivalvia, Myida, Dreissenidae. Gene Ontology annotation, biological process: sodium ion transport. Gene Ontology annotation, molecular function: symporter activity. The transcript has 7 exons. The coding region runs from base 375 to 1196 and encodes 273 amino acids. The record is from RefSeq and is a predicted model, not a curated record.
GGCAUCACACAGAAGCAGUGAAUCCAGUGCUCAGUGUUCUAAAGACAGUGACCAGAAUUCACCAAACAUGAUUUGUCUGCAAAACUGUGUGAUUACAUGUAAGGGUUAUCAUGUGUACAAAAUCAGGCCACUAGUGACAAACCUACCAACAAAGCUUUUGGUGGAAAGAUAGUAUACAUGACUACUGUGCUUGUUUGGUUUGGGUUCCAGAGCUGGACUGUUUUGAUGCAGGGUUGCAUGGUAUGUUAACCGAUGAAAAACGACGACUCUAUCUCACUGACAUUUGCCGGUUUGCCUGUUGGCCAUGUGCCAAGAGAGUAUGCACCUUUUGUAAGGAAUGUUUUAGAUGCUGGUGGAAAUGUGUAUGCUGAGACAUGAUCAUGAUUGCGUUUGGGCUGCUGUGUCUGACGUUUGCCUUCCUAGUAUCGUUGCUAGGAACGAUGAUACUCACGUUGGCCUAUGUGUUGUUCGGAGUUUUGGGAGGACCGUUGCUGGGGAUAUUUUGCCUUGGAAUGUUGUUUCCCUGGGCUAAUAAAUGGGGUGGUUUUGCAGGUCUGGCGAGCAGUCUAUCUUUUCUGAUCUGGAUUGGACUUGGCCAAGCUAUCACCGGAACCAGCGUUGUGAUCACGCCCCCGGUAGAGUCUGUCGGCUGCAACUGGACCGCUAUUAACAAACCGACCCCAUCCACUCUGAUACCGACCACCACGCCGGAUUUUGCGCAUCCCGUCACUUCGGACUACGAUAAAUACGAUGGAAUCAACCGCCUUUACACGGUGUCCUACAUGUGGUACAGUGCAAUUGCCGUGCUCACUUGCGUCGUUAUCGGCCUUCUCGUCAGCAUUAUCACUGGUAUUCGGGAUCCGAAGGAGCUGGACCCUAAGCUGGUAUGUCCGUUUUUCGACAUUUUCUGUCCCUACCUGCCAGAGACGAUGCGCAGGCCACUGAGGUUCGGGGUCAGACACGGGGAGGAGGUACCAGAAGAGGUCACAUCGGAGAAGCGACGCGAGCGGCUCGCCAGUCUUCAUUUAAACGAUGAUAUAGGGAAGCGAGCGUCAAAAGACUCCGAUAAAGCCGACAGCGUCAAUAUAGUCAAUGGCACGCCAGGGGAGAAAUUCGAAGGGGUCGAGAACAAUGGGUACGAACCGCAAGGUUACGAGAUCGGCAAUGGUUCGACACGAUAUCAGACGCGUCUAUAAAUCCUCUUAUAGUUUCGCUUAACCAUUGUCAUAAAGUACAACUAUUCGAGAAGCCUUUUUGGUUUAUCCAGACAUUAAGAGAUAUCAAUCAUACUGUCUCAGUCCACAUAUGAUUUUGUUACAUUUUUACAUAUGUCCUUAUGUGUAAUAAUAAGUUUGACAAUGUAACCUAUCCCAUCGCUAAAAUUAACUAAUUACCUCGGCAAUAACAUUUUGGCCAUUUGUUAUUGUUUAUCGUAUGGUAAGCAUGUUAUGCAUCUGGAGUAAAUCAAAUUAUAUAUAAUCUAUGUUUAAUAAGCGUCUACCAAUAUUCUAUGUUUUGUAUUCACACGCACUGGAAAAAUAUAAUUAAGUGUUAUUAAUUCAAACCAUAUUUUCAUUUUAAAAAGUCAUUAACUUACAUUAGAUACGAUGCUCUUUUAAAAUGCAUUGAUUUGUUUUCGUUGGACUGGGGCUUUUAGAGAUGGCACCCUGCAGAGGUUUCACUGAAUCAAAAAGUUGUCUCCACCAAGUUUCGUGGCUUGGAAAUGUGGAGCCCAUGUUUGCCCAUAAUCAUAUUAUGGUGCCACAAUGGUAAUGCCGGGCAAUACGAAACAAGCAUAUUUGUAUCAGAGUUUAUUGAAUGCAAUAACCAGUUUGCGCAGGUUAUAAUUAUCAUGUUUCUUAAUUAUAAUCAGAAUGAAUAUGAAAUUAUUGAAACGUACACAUUACUUAUUUGUUUAAUAAAUUCAUAUUUUGUGAUUGCGUUUAUGACAAUAUAGCGGGCAUAAAACACCACUAUGCAUUACAAUGAAAAUGGCUAGUCAUGUGCUUUAAUUAGUACUCGUGUAAUUAGAAUGUAUGUGUUGUACACAGCGCCAUUUCAAAGGCUCUGAAAACAUUUUGUAAUAUGUUCAAUGUAAGUGAAUGUUAUUAUCUGCUUUGUAAUUUUUAAGAAGGGUAACCCAGUAUGAUAGCAAAUACAUGUUU